Messenger RNA from Maniola jurtina (meadow brown), 1236 nucleotides. Its product is annotated as synaptobrevin-1-like. Gene Ontology annotation, molecular function: SNAP receptor activity; syntaxin binding. The transcript has a single exon. Gene Ontology annotation, biological process: vesicle-mediated transport; vesicle fusion. The record is from RefSeq and is a predicted model, not a curated record. Lineage: Eukaryota; Metazoa; Arthropoda; Insecta; Lepidoptera; Nymphalidae. The coding region runs from base 192 to 575 and encodes 127 amino acids. Gene Ontology annotation, cellular component: plasma membrane; SNARE complex.
GUAGUUGGAAACACUGUUCCAUUCGUCAUUCACGUCAUUCGCAAUCGCCAUUUUUGUUUGUGAUUGUUCUCAAUUUAUUUCGUUGAAAAUUCUGUAAAACAAAUCUGUCUGUGGUUCCUGACAUUGCUUCUACAUAGUACCUACUAUUUACAAAGUUGAUUUUUUAAAGUAUUUACAAUCAAACAGAAAAAAUGGAGAAUCCAAGUGGAACUCAAGGACCAAGGGUAAGCGAUAAACGUUUAGCCCAAACUCAGGCAAAGGUGGAUGAAGUUGUCGGAAUUAUGCGUGUCAAUGUCGAGAAAGUCUUGGAGAGGGACCAGAAGUUGUCCGAAUUGGACAACAGAGCGGAUGCCCUACAGCAUGGUGCAGCGCAGUUCGAACAACAGGCUGGUAAACUCAAAAGAAAGUAUUGGUGGCAAAACUUGAAGAUGAUGUUGAUUAUUGGUGCUGUGGGAGCAGUUUUACUUAUCAUUAUCAUUGUAUGGGCGACGUCCGGCUCCAGCAGCUCCGCACCAGCACCGGCCCCGGCUCCUACUCAGGCCCCACCUGUUGCUGAGGCACCGGCAGGUCGAUAAUUCUUCUAAAAUGACGAAACAAUUAGCUACAUUUUUCCACAGCUACCACAUGAUUCAUACGAAAUACUGACACUUGACUGAUUUUAAUGAAAACAAAAGUAAAAUAUUUUGUAAUAAGCAUAUUAUUACACCUUCAAAGAAUGAGGUGUGUUAAUAAAUUCAUAUCUAUAUUUUCUUGUAACUGUUUUAUACUUGUCUACAAAAUCUUAAAAUCUAAACGUAUACAUGUAAAACAUAAUUAAUUAUACAAAGUAACCAGUGCUAUACAUCUUAGGGCUAUUUUAUACAUUACUAUUUUUGUAAGCCAAUAUAAUAUGUAUAGAAACUAUUUAACAUUAAUGUAGGUAUGACUAUAUUGAAGUCAACUGAUACACUAAAAGAUUAUUUAUUCAGUGUCUUAGUCUACUAUAAAAAUUAAGAAAAUAAAGCUAUUAAUCUGACUUGCCUUCCAUUGUGAAGACAGUACUUAGGUUCAACUUUAUCAGAUGUAUUAGGAACAGGGCAUAAUUGCUUAAAUCUUUGGAGAUAUCUAAUUUAUGUGAUAAAGGGUUCCUAUUCUUGUCUAGGAUAUGGGGUCUAAAUCCGACAAUAAAUGUCUGUAAUACACAAAAAGCCUGAUGCACUUAGUAUGAACUUUCCUACUAUAAAAUUAUGUGAGUUA